AUGAAUUUACUAUUAGAUCCCACUUGUAAGCAUUGUCGUCAGUGCAACAAAUGUAUAUCUGGAUUUGAUCAUCACUGCAACUGGCUCAACAAUUGCAUUGGGGCGAUAAAUUACAGGUUAUUUUUAUUAUUAAUACUGUCGGUGUGUUUUAUAUCAGCUCUCAUAUCAACGUCUCUGAUUAUAGUUGCAGCGAUAUCGUUUAUUAACAUUGGGUUACUUCCAAAUACAGAUCAGUUACCAAUAAAUUUGAUGUUAUGGCAAGGUCUGUGCUUCGCUGCAAGUGCCUUAUAUGCUAUUGUGGCUGUUAUAUGCGCACAUUUGCUCUAUUUCCAUUACAAAUUAUGUCAGUUAAUGAAAAAUAGCUUUUCAGGAUUGCUUGUACAGUAUGACCGUGCAAAUAUAGGGCAACGUGGCAUAACAACAUACCAUUUCAUACGAACUAAUAGAAGAUGCAAGAAUAAUCAGCAGCAGGAGAAGAGCCUAUCAAUGAAUGUUAACGCAUUACCUGAUUUAACUCCUCCAGAAAAAACCUAUUCCAAACUGAACUGGGAAGUAAUGGUCGGAUUAGGAGAGACAGAACAAUAUGAAAAGGUAAUGGUGGAUGUUCUGAAAGAUGUAUUGCAACAAACAGUAAGGUAA
Messenger RNA from Loa loa (African eye worm), 639 nucleotides. RefSeq lists its product as hypothetical. Gene Ontology annotation, biological process: protein targeting to membrane; peptidyl-L-cysteine S-palmitoylation. Gene Ontology annotation, cellular component: Golgi apparatus; endoplasmic reticulum. The record is from RefSeq and is a predicted model, not a curated record. Gene Ontology annotation, molecular function: protein-cysteine S-palmitoyltransferase activity. Lineage: Eukaryota; Metazoa; Nematoda; Chromadorea; Rhabditida; Onchocercidae. The transcript has 7 exons. Bases 1 to 639 code for a protein of 212 amino acids.